This is a messenger RNA of Acanthopagrus latus (yellowfin seabream), 6698 nucleotides long. RefSeq names its product nuclear receptor coactivator 3-like. Gene Ontology annotation, cellular component: nucleus. Gene Ontology annotation, biological process: cellular response to hormone stimulus; positive regulation of transcription by RNA polymerase II. The record is from RefSeq and is a predicted model, not a curated record. The transcript has 23 exons. Gene Ontology annotation, molecular function: protein dimerization activity; nuclear receptor binding. NCBI's taxonomy places the organism in Eukaryota, Metazoa, Chordata, Actinopteri, Spariformes, Sparidae. Bases 221 to 4945 code for a protein of 1574 amino acids.
CGCUGUUCUACAAGCUGGCUCCCUCCGCUCUGGGAGUGUUUCGCAUUUAAACAAACACGGUCCUGCCGAAGAUGGCGGAGAGUUUGUAGAGGCGUAAAAGAAACUGGUCUACUCAAUGAAAGCGUCGAAGUCGGAGAUGUUGAGACACUGACGCGCCACUAGACCUUGGAUGGAGCUUGACUGGGGCUUGUACUGGUCAAGGUGCUGAUAUGCGCUGAAGAUGAGUGGCAUAGGAGACAACUCGUUGGAGCCACUGUGCUCCGACCGCAAACGUAAACUGUCGACCUGUGACACACCAGGUUUAGGGUGUGACAAGCGUCGGAGAGAACAGGAGAGCAAGUACAUUGAAGAGCUGGCUGAGCUCAUCUCUGCCAACCUCUCCAACAUCGACAGCUUCAAUGUCAAGCCUGACAAAUGUGCCAUCCUCAAGGAGACCGUGAGACAGAUCAGACAAAUCAAAGAGCAAGGAAAGAGCUCGUGCAGUGAUGACGAUGUCCAGAAGGCUGAUGUGUCCUCCACUGGUCAAGGGGUCAUUGACAAGGACCAUCUGGGACCGCUGCUCCUACAGGCAUUGGAUGGCUUCCUGUUUGUGGUUAACCGAGAGGGCAGCAUCGUAUUUGUGUCAGACAACGUGACGCAGUAUCUACAGUACAAGCAGGAGGAGCUUAUCAAUACCAGUGUGUACAACAUCAUCCAUGAUGAGGACAGAGAGGAGUUCCACAAGAAUCUACCGAAGUCCAAUGCACCAAAUGGGGCAUCAUGGGGUGGAGAGGCACCCCGGCAGAAGAGCCAUACCUUUAACUGUCGUAUGCUGGUGAACUUUGUUCAUGGUCAGAGUCAUGGGAUGACAGAAGAGAGGCCUGUAGGCCAACGCUAUGAGACAAUGCAGUGUUUUGCACUCACUCAGCCAAGGGCCAUGAUGGAGGAGGGAGAAGAUUUGCAGUCAUGUAUGAUAUGUGUGGCACGACGCAUCAUUGCAGUAGAGAGGACGGAGAGGUUUAGCACUCGUCAUGAACUGUCUGGUAAACUGAUCGAAAUUGAACAGCAAAGCACUCUUCACACCACAAUGCGUCCAGGCUGGGAGGACCUAGUCAGGCGCUGCAUGCAGAUGUUCCUCCAUCGAAGUGAGGGACAACCCUGGUCCUACAAACGCCACUAUCAAGAUGCUUUCCAUAACGGCCAUGCAGAGACCCCACUCUACCGCUUCUCGCUCUCUGAUGGCACCCCAGUCACAGCCCAGACCAGAAGUGACCUCUGCAGGAAUCCCAACACCAAUGAGCCGCACUCUUUCCUCUCCACACACUUGCUACAAAGGGAGCAGAACAGUUAUCGUGGAAACCAGGGUGGAGGCAUGAGGCCCCAAAAUAUGGGUGUGAACAAUCCCAACCAACAGAUGAACAUGGGUCCAGGAGGGGGCAUGGGCAUGAACAGGGGCUACAGCAUGGCUGAACAGGGCAAUAUGCCACAAAGAGGAGUGCCUCCAUACACUGGGGGCAACCGCAUGAAUCCUAUGAACCAGAUGAAUCCCAUGCAUCAGAUGAAUCAAAUGAAUUCAAUGCAUCAGAUGAACAACAUGGGUCAGAUGAAUCAGAUGAAUUCCAUGCAUCCAAUGAAUUCGCCUAUGAACUCAAUGAACCAAAUGGGGCCCAUGAAUCAGAUGAGCCACCACGGCAUGCAUCAACAGCAGCACCAACAUCAGCAGAUGGGUCAGUACCAUGGAGGUGGAGGUGGACCUGGAGGUGGAGGAUACGGAAUGGGAAUGACCAGUCCCCCUCAGGCUAGUCCAGGGAUUAAUGCCCCCCCACACAACGUCAUGAGUUCACCAAGAGUCCGAGGAAGCCCCAAGAUGGGUGCCAGUCCUUUUUCUCCUGGAGGUAUGAACUCUCCUAUGAGCUCCAGUCAUCCUGGUAAUUCUGGCGGAGGAGGCACCUCCUUCUCCAGCAGCUCCUUGAAUGCCCUCCAAGCCAUUAGUGAGGGAGUGGGCAAUCCAAUGCCCUCCCCACUCACCUCUCCACCCCCCCACAAGCCUGACAGUUCCCCAAGCAUCAACUCCACCAACCAGGGUGCAGGGGGACCCUGUAAACUCCCAGCCUACUCUGACUCAAAGAGCCCAGGCAGCUUACUAGGGGCUGGAGGAGAGCAGCAGCAUCCACACACCCCCACCAGCGAGGGCCCUCCUGACAAGCCAGACAGCCAGGCCAGCAGAGAGGUGGGUCCGACUGGGGGAGAAUCCAACCGAAGGGUCCCUGACAACAAGUGCCACAAGAAGCUGCUGCAACUCCUCACAUCCCCUACAGAUGAGCUGGUGCCAUCUAAUCACACACCAGGCUCCACAGGUGAUGCUAAAGACGGAACAGUGGGAGUCACAAGCCCCUCGUCCUCGACAGGUGUGUCCUCCUCUACAGGUGGGAAUCAUGGUGCCGUGUCUUCUUCUGGUGGCACAGGACAUUUAACAAGUCAGUCACUGCAGGAGAAACACAAGAUCCUUCACAAGCUCCUGCAGAAUGGAAACACACCAGAUGAGGUGGCUCGCAUCACAGCCGAAGCCACUGGGAAGAGCAGCCUGGAUUCAGGGGCACCAGAGCCUGGGCCUACAGCCACUGGAGGGGCUCGAGGAUCAGAAUCAAAGCAGGAGCAGCACAGCCCUAAGAAGGAGAAGCCUCACGCCCUCCUACACUACCUCCUUAAUAAGGAUGACUCUAAAGAAAAUGGUGAUAUCAAACCUAAGCUGGAGGAGCUGGAGGGGAGAGGAGCUCAGGGUGCAGGGGUCACAAGCUCUGAUCCCCACUGCAUGGAUGGGAAGGUCAAGUUGGAGCCAUCAGAUGAGACGGAGACCCUGGAGACCAUUCUUGGUGUCCCAAGGAACAACUCUAGCUUCUACCCUGAACCUGACUCCAGAGCAGGGAAGGAAGUGGGAAACAAACCAGGAAAUAUGCCUGAUAGUUUACAUGAGGGGGAGAGAGGCCCUAUGCCUCCUGCUCAGCGCGCUGCCUAUCAAAGAGCCUUGUCCAUGGAUGCCAAGCCCAUAGGUGGAGAGGGAGCAGUAGGAGGCGGGCUGGCUGGGAGAAGGAAUGUCCCCUGUCCAACUUUGGUCAAACAGGAAAUCAUGGACACUCCGAUCCGAGGGGCCAUUCCCAAUGGCUUUUCCGGAGGCAUGGGUGUGUGUCCACCACGAGGCAACCCAACAAGAGCUAUGGGCAGAGGAAUGGGAAUGCCCCAGCGGCCUCCCAUGUCGGGGCCAGGGGACUGGGGGAUGCCAAGGGCAAGUGGCAGCCCUGUGGCUGGACCAGGACACCCUGGCAUGGGUCGCUCCGGUCCAAUGGCAGGACCCUUGAUCAACCGCUCCAACAGCGUACCGGCAAACACCAGGUCUAUGCUGCAGCAGCAACUCAUGGAUAUGGGUACGAAUGAAGCCAAUAUGGGUAUGAGCCGGUUUAAUGGACCUGGGCCCCCACCUCAGUCCCCAUCCUGGCCAGACUCUGCUAUGGGAAUGGAUAGACCGCAAGGAAGGAAUCCAAACAGUAGGGACCAGUUUGGAAACCCCCUGGAAGAGCUGCUGGGGCCUCUGGCCAACAGUGAGGGCCCAAGUGAUGAACGGGCACUUCUAGACCAGCUGGAUUCCCUGCUCAAUACCGCUGAUGUCAUCGCUCUGCAGGAGAUAGACCGAGCCCUAGGCAUCCCUGAAAUAGUAGGCCAGAACCAGGGACCUGAAGGCCGCCAGCAGGGCCCAGAGCAAGGCCAGGGACCAUGCCGGCCAUCAGAGCCUUUCCCAGGGCCGGAUUCCUCAUUGGGCAUGGACCAAAAACCCAUGUAUAACCAAGGCUACCCCGGGCCUCCAGGUCCCCCCUCUCUGGGCAUGCAGCCUGGUUAUAGUGGCAACAUGAUGCAAGGCCAGUCUCCUGGAGGCUUCAACCCCGUGAUGAAUCAAAUGGGCCAGACAGGAGGCUUCCCUGGCAUGGCGGGCAUGGGCAACCCCCGUGCAAACAUGAUGCGGCCUCGCAUGAUGACUGCGACCAAGCCUCUCCGACUGCAGCUGCAGCAGAGACUGCAAGGACAGCAGUUUUUGAACCAGACACGACAAGGCGUGAAGAUGGAACAUCCCCCAACAGGAAACCCUGGCAUGCAUCCAGGCAUGCAACCUGGCAUGCAGCCUGGCAUGCAGCCUACAGGCAUGGCUGGUCAGCCUGGUUUCCUGAAUGCCCAGAUGAUGGCUCAGCGCAGCAGAGAGAUGAUGACCAUCUCUCAGAUGAGGAGGCAGCGGAUGAUGAUGCUGAUGCAGCAGCAGCAACAACAACAACAACAACAGCAGCAGCAGCAGCAGCAAGGGGCAGCAGGAGGCUUCAGCCCUCCUCCUAAUGUCACUGCACCAGCAGGAAUGGACAAUCCCAUGGGAGGUCCCCCUAUGAACCAGGCUGGACAGCAGGGCUUCAACUAUGGAGGUAAUUAUGGGAUUAACCAGCAGGGGGACCCAUCCUUCAUGGCUCCAGGAAGCAGCCCCCCAGGAAACAUGAUGCAGGGACGAAUGGCAGGUCCUCCUCAGAACACCAUGAUGCCAGGGAUGCAGGGCAACCCACAGGGAGGGCCUCUGUACCCAUCUGGAGACAUGAAAGGCUGGCCACAGGGUGGCAUGCAACGCAGCAACUCCUACCCCCAGCAACAAUUUCCUCAGCAGGGCAACCAAGGCCAGUUUGGACCCAUGAUGAUGGGACCCGGGCCAGUCAGCGGUGCCGGUGUGGGACAAAUGGGCCAAAUGCCAGGACAGAGGCACAGCCAGAUGCAGGGCCAAAUGCAGGGCCAAAUGCAGGGCCAAAUGCAGGGCCAGAUGCAGGGCCAGAUGCAGGGCCAGAUGCCGGGCCAGAUGCCGGGCCAGAUGCCGGGCCAGAUGGGCAUGAACCCCAUGGGUAUGGGCAGAAUGCCAAUGGGACCUGAUCAGAAGUACUGCUGAAGAUGACUGACAGCAUCUGACAUCUGUGGCAGAGUGGUCUGAGCCCUGAGAAGAGCUGGACCUACACACUCAAAAACACACACACACAGUUAGAGUUCUCCAGCCUACAACGUGGCGCAGGAGACUCGGCACAACACACUGCUCAUCCUACAGGAAGUGGGCUACAAGGACAAACACACAUACUGUAAUUCUGCUACGGUGAUGCACAAACACAAGGUAUCAGUGUGUGUGUGUGUGUGUGUGUGUGUGUGUGUGUGUGUGUGUGUGUGUGUGUUCACGUGAACGACCGGGACCUGUCGGGCAGUAUUCAGUGUCACGGCCAGGCUGCAGAACAGGACUACGGUACAACUGGCUGUGGCGGCACUUUACCUGGAGGCUUCUGUGUGGAUUAAAGAUUGAUGCAAUAUUUCUUCAUCGUUACAGCCUUACUAGAGAUUCAAUGCCUUCACAACCAUGGGUUUCUGUUUUGUUUCUUAUCCUUUGGAUGCGUCUCAUUCUUGAAGUCAUUGGAAGCUAUAAGCACACAGUUUACUAUGUUAUGCAGAUUGGAGCAAUAACUCUCGACUCUAUGCUUUAGACUGUAACUGAGCAUCAUUACCCCUGUUAUAAGCAAGCAAAUGGUACUGCAGUAUUAGAUGUCCUCUGUGAAUAUGAAUUGUAAAUAUUCAACAAAAUAUAUCAAACAUGCUUUUUAAAGGCCCAUUAUUGCACAAAGUAUGAGACCUGGUUGUAUUUUUGUGUCCCAUAGGUCAAUACUGACUUGGCUUUUCUUUUUCUUUUUCUUUUUUUAUGCUUUUGCAAAUAUUGCAGGCGUGUUUGGGUUUUCCUUCCCUUGUUUGUAAUUUUCUGAAUGCUGUAUUAUUUUUUUUUUAAUUUUCCAAAAACUUCAUGUUUUUCAUGUUUUAGCGAGGCACUUUUACUUGUGAUGAGUAUCUGAUGAGUUGAAGGUUUGAGCUUUCACAUAGUUGGAGGUUUUAUAGGAAGGUGGUGGAAUUGAAGAGACAUGAUUGAUUAUGUUGGGCUUUGUUUGAGGUGAGCUGUAUGGAGUUCUGCCUGCAGUAUGGUGAAGAUGGGAGCACACACUCCUCAGUUUACCAACAAGCCUGGUCCCUGCAGGGUUCUCCCCUCCCACUAGCUCUCUCUAAGUGCAUUUUUCCUCACACCAUCUUCUUUUGACUGUUAUUCUCAACUUGCUGAAUCUACCUUUUCAACAUGCGCAAUCCAAAGAUAUUUUUCCACAUCUCUGUAUAGUUUCUGAGGUUUCUGGUGUACAUUUUUUAUGAUAUGUGUUAUAUUAGUCUGAUGGUAAAUGGGUACAUAUCAUGGAUUCUGUUAAAGCAUAUGAUGGUUAUGUACUGUAAGCAUAAAAGGCAUGGGGCUCAGUUGUUCUGCUGCGCAAAGAGGACUGGAAACUCCACAGCAGGAAGUUUUAAAUCCAGAAAAAAAAAAAAAAACUAAGCAUGUUUUUGCUGUGAAAGAGAAAUACCAAUGGAAUGAAAUCCACUUUAAGACAUAUCAAUAUCUCUUCUAUUUUUCAGGAAACAACUUCAUUUUAUGUCCAGAUUUUGUUACUUCAGGAAAAGGGAACUUUGUAGAGUCUGAAUGAAGUGCAAAAAGAGGCAAGAGAUCAUUUGGUUUGUUUUUGUUUUUCUUUGUUUGGAGGUCAGAUAAGCUGUCAUUUUACAGGAUGUAUAUUACAGAUUUUUCUGUUGAUGUUGAUAUUGAUGUAAAUACAAAUUUCUAUUUAAACAUU